GAGCCGUCUCUCCAGCCCGUUUCCAGCUCUUAUACAGUGGCUGACAGCUGCCUGUAACUCGUGUUCCAGGGGAUCUGAUGUUCAGUUUUGAUCUCCACCGAGACCAGGUACACUUGUGGCAAAUGGACAUUCAUAUGGACAAAACAAUCAUACAGUAAAAAGAUAGAAGAUUUGACAGAGGAAAAGAGCAAUUAAGAGCAAUUAAGCCUCUACCAUAGGAGCCUUUGAGUGGGGAUAGGUCCCAUUCCAAACCAUGACACACAGUGGGGUAUACUUAAGAAGUACUCUAGAAUGGGUCUGGAGAGAUGGCUCAGCGGAUAAGAGUGUCCUUGCUGUUCUUCCAGAGGACCUGAGUUUGGUUCCCAAAACCAAGUCCAGAGACUCAGAGCUUCCUGUAACUCCAGCUCUAAAGGAUUCAAUACGCUCUUCCAACGUCUUGAGAACACUCACAUCUACAAGCCAUACACGCAUACAGAAAUGCACACACAACUCAAAAAACAAAUAGAAACAAUUCUGCGUGUUUCAAGAGGGGUGGGGCAGAGGGAAGUGGAGGGGGGAACAUCUUGAUCAGACUGGCUAUGGCUGGUUGAUACUUGUUGGGUUUACAUCCUGGAUAAGUAGGUGUUUCUCCAGGUUGUAUAUUUUGCCACAUCCACAAUGAAAUAUUUAGCAAAUAAUAUGCAAAUAUGGGUUAUAAAAAUAUAUUUAGAAUUAACCUCACUGUUCUGGAGGUGGGGUUCAGGUAUGUGACCCCAAGCCCUUUGCCCUUGGUGGUUUGUUUUCUCCAGUGCAGGAGAGAAGUUUAAAGACAAGACAGGAUGCAGAAGAAAGGGUUAGGUCGCUCCCUCAGGUCCUUUGUGCGUCAAGAGUCAGGUAUACUUUCCCAAGGGCUCCUGGGCUUUUGGAUGCAUGGUGUGAAGCCACUUUAGCGCUCCCAGACUGGCUUCUGCCAAAUGGUUUGUGUCUGUGACAACCUCCACAGGUGGUCUUAGCCUAAACCUGGACAGGAUGUCCUUUCCCUCCUGGGGAUUGCUUUCCUGGCAACAAUGGCUCCCAGAAGGGAAAAACAGGAUCUGGCUUGAGCUGUGUAAUGCAUAAAUAAAUAUGUAAACAAAGGUCUUAGUGAAUUAAGUGGGAUUGCUUUCCCUGACCUCAGUGAAGAUAUUCUUUUUUUGGUUUUUCAGGACAGUGUCUCUUUGGGUAGUCCUGAUUGUCCUGGAACUCUCUCUGUAGGUCAGGUUGGCCUCGAACUCAGAGAUCCUCCUGCCUCUGCCUCCCAAGUGCUGGGAUCCAAAGCGUGCGCCACCACUGACCGGCUUCAGUGAGGGCAUUUUAUCAAAGCUGUAUCAAUUACUUUUCUGCCAUGCUGUGACAAAAUACCGGGUGAAAGGAACCGAAGGAAAGGAGGAAGGGUUUGUUGGACCUGCUAGAAGUCAACAGUCAACCUUUUGAGAGUGACAGGACAAUAUUGUCUAUGAAGUUCAAGUUGGAGAACCACAAAACUGAGUUAGAACCCCCCCCCCCGCCCCUCACCAAGGGGUGAAGCAAAAUUUAAGGAGUCACCACACACUGUGUGAGCCCUUAUUCUCCCCACCCACACAUUCAGAAUGUUUCAGCUUCUUCCAUUACUGACUUCUCACAGAUAGAUACACUUUUAUAUCCUCAAUGUAGCAGCCCCAAGGAUUCUGUUACUGUCUCAUCUCUCGGUCUCUCCCGCUCACCAGCCCUCCUCUCCCCUCUGGUCUGUGUUGCUCUGACUUCACUAUUCCCUUGCUCAGUCUCCUUGCUUGGCAGGUUAGGUUAGGUUAGGUUAGGUUAGGUUAGUUUGCUUGCUUGUUUGUUUGUUUGUUUGUUUUUAUAACUUAACAUAAGCUAGGGUCAUGUCAGAAGAGGGAACCUCAGCUGAGAAAAUGCCUCCAUCAGAUUGGCCUGUAGGCAAGUACAUGAGGGCAUUUUCUUGAUUAAGGAUUGAUAUGUGAGGGCCUGGCCAGCAGAUAAUGCUGUCCCUAGGCAGGCAGUCCUGGAUGGCAUAAGAAAGCACACUGAGCAAACCAUGGAGAAGAAAAGCCUGCGAACCUUCCCCCUCCACGGCCUCAGCUUCAGUUCCUUCCUCUAGGUGCCUGCCUGCCUUCACUUCCCUUGGAAGCAGACUAAACUAUAAGAUGAAAUAAACCCUUUCUUCCCUACGUUGCUUUUGGUCAUGGCCUUUAUCCCAGCACUCAGAAGCAAGCUUGUCUUCACAAUUACCUCUUUGUGGCUUGCCACUUGCUCUAGAGCUCAGCCUUCCCCGAUCGCUCUCUGCCUGUGGCACCAUUGGCUUAUUAUAGACCCUUGUCUCCCAAGACUCUUGGACAGCCUUUUGGGUGGGAGUACCCUGAACCCCUUGUUGACUGUGCACUUGCCUACCCCACGUAUCCGACACCUUGGUGCUUUGGUUUCUGUCGCUCUUCUGUUUUACUUUCUCCAUGUUCCAUUCCCCUAGAACAAACCAAAGUGGUGCAUGGGUAGGGAUUUUUGUCUUGUUUCAUUUAUGGCUGCGUGCACACUAACUACCUAGGUUAAAGCGCUAGCACACAUGGGGUGCGCCAACGAUCCAGUGCCUGGGAGAACCACCUUUGACCUCAUGUGGACAGCUGGUGCCCAAGGCCCCUCCUGUUCAUCCGAAAGCUUCGUUUCUGGAAAACCAACAGAGCCCCGAGCCAGCAAGGUCUCUGGCUGGUCUUCAACUGGCUAUGUAGUAGAGGGUGACCUUGAACUCCAGAUCUUUCUGCCCCGCUCCUACCUGCAGAGUGCUGGGAUUCUGGAUACACGUGACCAUGGGGGAAGAAACCGAUGAGGCAGUUGAACAUCUGAAGAAGGAAAACAUCUGUUGGCAUGGAAAAGUGAUUCUUUUCCCAAGCUACUGAGUAAAACACCACAGACCUGGCUGUUCCAACUCUGGUUUCUUGUCAGAUUUUGUUCCUCCAGGAAACCUUACAGAAACCUCUACCAUCUGGAACUCAGAAACUCAUCUCAGGGCUGACUGUGGCUUCUAGAACAUGCAGGUGUUCUGCAGAUGUGAGACUGUAUCCCGCAGUCACCAGAUGAAAUCCUAAGCAGAUGCAAGGCUUGCUUUGUGGCCUUAGCUCCCCUGAGUGCAAAGGGCCACUUCUCUGCUAAGUGGCCAAGAGUGGAUAUUGACAUUGAUGUCUGAAUGCUGCACCCAGCCAGUCAUCUUAUUAAGCUGCGAUGAGAAGACAUCUUGAGGGGACCAACCCAACUUAGGGGUGACACAUUCCUGACUUUCUUGGAUUAGGAUUCCACAUGGGGACCUUGUGUCUGUAGCCCUGUAGCCAUUACUAACUCCAGUGUAUUCUUGACAACUGGACUCCUUGGAGACUUCCUGCACUGAAAGUGAACAAAGAGAAAACUCUAAAAUUCCAGAGAUUCACAGUGGUGCUCGGUUAUCAUUUAUCCAAGACAACGGGAGUCUUCGUGUCUUACAAUGGGCUGGCUCUUUCUAAAGGUUUUGUUGGUUGGCAUGGCUUUUUCUGGAUUUUUCUACCCUCUCGUGGAUUUCUCUAUCAGUGGGAAAACAAGAGCCCCCCAACCAAACAUCGUGAUCAUUUUGGCUGAUGACAUGGGAUGGGGUGAUCUGGGAGCAAACUGGGCAGAAACAAAGGACACCACCAAUCUUGACAAGAUGGCUUCCGAAGGAAUGAGGUUUGUAGACUUCCACGCAGCUGCUUCUACCUGCUCCCCAUCCCGAGCCUCCCUGCUCACUGGCCGGCUGGGUCUACGGAACGGAGUCACGCACAACUUCGCAGUCACCUCUGUAGGGGGGCUUCCAGUCAACGAGACCACCUUGGCAGAGGUGCUGCGACAGGAGGGUUACGUCACUGCCAUGAUAGGCAAGUGGCAUCUUGGGCAUCAUGGCUCUUAUCAUCCCAAUUUCCGUGGCUUCGAUUACUACUUUGGAAUCCCAUAUAGCAAUGACAUGGGUUGCACUGAUGCUCCAGGCUACAACUACCCUCCUUGUCCAGCGUGUCCACAGAGAGAUGGCCUAUGGAGGAACCCUGGGAGGGACUGUUACACAGAUGUUGCCCUUCCUCUCUAUGAAAACCUGAACAUCGUGGAGCAGCCUGUGAACCUGAGCGGCCUUGCACAGAAGUACGCAGAAAGGGCAGUGGAGUUCAUUGAGCAGGCAAGCACCAGUGGAAGACCCUUCCUGCUCUACGUGGGCCUGGCUCACAUGCAUGUGCCUUUGUCUGUAACUCCACCAUUGGCACACCCACAGCGCCAAAGCCUGUACCGUGCAAGUCUCCGGGAGAUGGACAGUCUGGUAGGGCAGAUCAAGGACAAAGUUGACCAUGUGGCAAGAGAAAACACACUCCUCUGGUUUACAGGAGACAAUGGCCCAUGGGCUCAGAAGUGUGAGCUGGCAGGCAGCGUGGGUCCCUUCUUCGGGUUGUGGCAAACCCAUCAAGGGGGAAGUCCAACCAAGCAGACCACCUGGGAAGGUGGGCAUCGGGUUCCAGCACUGGCUUACUGGCCUGGCAGAGUUCCAGCCAACGUCACUAGCACCGCCUUGUUAAGCUUGCUAGACAUCUUCCCCACCGUGAUAGCUCUGGCAGGAGCCAGCUUGCCCCCAAACCGGAAAUUUGAUGGACGGGAUGUCUCUGAGGUGCUCUUUGGCAAGUCACAGAUGGGGCACAGGGUGCUAUUCCACCCCAACAGUGGGGCUGCUGGAGAGUAUGGCGCCCUGCAGACUGUCCGCCUAAACCAUUACAAAGCUUUCUACAUCACUGGUGGAGCCAAAGCUUGUGAUGGGAGCGUGGGUCCUGAGCAGCACCACGUGGCCCCUCUCAUUUUCAACCUAGAAGAUGCUGCUGAUGAAGGGAUGCCUCUACAGAAGGGGAGCCCCGAGUACCAGGAGGUGCUGCAGCAGGUCACCAGGGCUCUCGCAGAUGUCCUCCAAGACAUCGCUGAUGACAACAGCUCCCGAGCAGACUACACUCAGGAUCCUUCAGUGAUUCCUUGCUGUAACCCCUAUCAAACUACCUGCCGUUGCCAACCGGUCUGAGGGCUCAUUGUUCCCCCCAUGAGAAACACUACCUGAAAACUGUAGACAGGUGGGUUUACUUCCAAACUUGGGUGUGGUCAUGGAUGUCUGCUUUAGAAAGGAAGCUGCAGCAUUUGGUUAGAAAGCAACGGCGUUACCUCUGUGUGUGUGGACUGUCUCCUCUGCAUGCAGACUUGAGAAGCCCUGAGUGCUGGUACAGUGGACACGGCAUGGUUAAGCACUAGCGAGUAAUGGGGUCAGGUCUGAGCCCUGGGUUUAAAGCUCAGGCAAUGCCUUAAACCUCAAUUGCAAGUUGAAGGUUAAAGUAACCCACGAAACUGUGUGUAACCCACGAACUGACACCAGGCAGAUUCUCGAUCGGUAUUUUAGUUUCUAUCUCGUGUCCCCAGUUUCAGGGGCCAUUUUGGCACAGACUCGUCUGGUUUGCUGGUGGGUAGGGGUCCGGGAGCCUACACUGUUGCCUUUGAGAUGACUUGAGCAAGCUAAACCAAAGUGAGGUUUUCCCAGGCCUUGGACCCUUCUCUCCUGUAAAUGUCAAGUGGAUGUAUUAUAAAGAUGUAAGCAUUCAGGGCUGAAGUGGUGGCCCGUUGGUUAAGAGCUUGGCCCACUUGCUCAGUUCCCAGCACCUACAUGGUAGCAUAAACUGUCUGCAACUCUAGCUCUAGGGGAACCUUGUCCUCUUCUCUGGCCUCUGAGAAUGCCAGACACACACGUGGUGUAUAUACAUGUAGGUAAAACACUCAUAUAUUAAAACAUACUCUUUUCAAAAAAAUUGGGAUUUCUUCCCAGCCCCUAAAACUUCUAAGAAACAAAAUAAAAAUGUAAACAACUCACAAA
Messenger RNA from Mus musculus (house mouse), 5899 nucleotides. It is a transcript of the gene Arsg, whose product is annotated as arylsulfatase G. The coding region runs from base 3485 to 5062 and encodes 525 amino acids. Gene Ontology annotation, cellular component: lysosome; endoplasmic reticulum; extracellular region. Gene Ontology annotation, biological process: sulfur compound metabolic process. Gene Ontology annotation, molecular function: N-sulfoglucosamine-3-sulfatase activity. NCBI's taxonomy places the organism in Eukaryota, Metazoa, Chordata, Mammalia, Rodentia, Muridae. The transcript is spliced from 14 exons. The record is from RefSeq and is a predicted model, not a curated record.